GGCGGCCCUCGCCUUUAAACGUCUGCGGACAGUCGGCAAAGGAAAGGCCCGGGUCAGUCGGUACACUAUGCUCUUGAGCUCCUUGCCAGAGUGCGCCUGAGCCUCCCGGACCUCGGUGUUCCCGCAGGUCUCGGGCUGCCUUCUCACCGCGAUGCAGGGGUGCGCGUUGUUCCCCGCCGCGCUGGCCGCGCUAGCCACGCUGGCUGUGUUGGCGCUGGCUCGGGAGCCCCCGGCGGCGCCGUGCCCUGCACGCUGCGACGUGUCACGCUGUCCGAGCCCUCGCUGCCCGGGGGGCUAUGUGCCGGACCUCUGCAACUGCUGCCUGGUGUGCGCCGCCAGCGAAGGCGAGCCCUGCGGCAGUCCCUUAGACUCGCCAUGUGGGGACAGUCUGGAGUGCGUGCGCGGGGUAUGCCGCUGCCGUUGGACCCACGCCGUCUGUGGUACAGACGGGCACACCUAUGCCGACGUGUGCGCGCUGCAGGCCGCCAGCCGCCGUGCGCUGCAGAUCUCUGGAACGCCCGUGCGCCAGCUGCAGAAGGGCGCCUGCCCCUCGGGUCUCCACCAGCUGACCAGCCCGCGGUACAAGUUCAACUUCAUUGCCGAUGUGGUGGAGAAGAUCGCACCAGCCGUGGUGCAUAUAGAGCUCUUCCUGAGACACCCUCUGUUUGGCCGAAAUGUGCCACUGUCCAGUGGUUCAGGCUUCAUCAUGUCAGAAGCUGGUUUGAUUAUCACCAACGCCCACGUGGUCUCCAGUUCCAACACCGCCUCAGGCCGGCAGCAGCUGAAGGUGCAGCUGCAGAGCGGGGAUGCCUAUGAGGCCACCAUCCAGGACAUUGACAAGAAGUCGGACAUCGCCACUAUCGUAAUCCACCCCAAGAAAAAGCUCCCUGUGUUGCUCCUGGGUCACUCAGCAGACCUGCGGCCUGGCGAGUUCGUGGUGGCCAUCGGCAGCCCCUUUGCCCUGCAGAACACUGUGACAACGGGCAUUGUCAGCACUGCCCAGCGGGAUGGCAAGGAGCUGGGCCUCCGAGACUCAGACAUGGACUAUAUCCAGACAGAUGCCAUCAUCAAUUAUGGGAACUCUGGAGGACCCCUGGUGAACCUGGAUGGUGAGGUCAUCGGCAUCAACACACUCAAAGUUGCAGCUGGUAUCUCCUUUGCCAUCCCCUCAGAUCGCAUCACGCGCUUCCUCUCCGAGUUCCAAAACAAGCAUGUGAAAGACUGGAAGAAGCGCUUUAUUGGCAUCCGGAUGCGAACCAUCACGCCAAGUUUGGUGGAGGAACUGAAGGCCGCCAACCCAGACUUUCCAGCAGUCAGCAGUGGAAUCUACGUGCAAGAGGUCGUUCCUAACUCACCUUCUCAGAGAGGAGGCAUCGAAGAUGGCGACAUCAUCGUCAAGGUCAAUGGACGUCCCCUGGUGGAUUCCAGUGAGCUGCAGGAGGCUGUUUUGAAUGAGUCCCCACUUCUGCUGGAAGUGCGGCGGGGCAAUGAUGAUCUUCUCUUCAGCAUCACCCCUGAGGUGGUGAUGUGAGGCUGCCUGCCUCCAGUGCCAUGCCAAUGCCUGUAGAAGGUGGGGAUCCCAACCUUCAUGAGAUCAGAACAAAGGGCUACUGUGGUCCUCAGCAGGGCCGGCAGUCUCCUCUCUGAGUCCAAUGCUGAGUCCCAGGCUGGGCCUAACCCGGGGUCUGGAUCUCAGCCUUGGUCCUGAAUCCCAGGUUCCAGUAAAGGAAGCACAGUGUCCCCUGGACCAGAUAGAUGCUCCUGAUAUUACCGUCUGAGUUCUCUGGACCUAGAGGCUCUUGGAAACUUCCAUGGAAGUCUCUCCUAACCCCCAGCUUCCCACCCUUUCCCUGAGGAAGGCCUGCCCUGCUCCCAUCCCACCUCCGCUCCCUUGUAUCCCAGGGCCUAGA
Molecule: messenger RNA, 1910 nt
Organism: Acomys russatus (golden spiny mouse)
Lineage: Eukaryota; Metazoa; Chordata; Mammalia; Rodentia; Muridae
Gene: Htra3
Product: HtrA serine peptidase 3
Exons: 9
Coding region: 152-1531 (459 amino acids)
Biological process (GO): proteolysis
Cellular component (GO): extracellular region
Molecular function (GO): protein binding; serine-type endopeptidase activity
Source: RefSeq, a predicted model, not a curated record